ACCACUUGAAAAUAAUUGUUAUCCUUCGUGCGCCUCUUGUUUCCUACAUCAUGCAAAGCUAUCAACUUCAUCUUGGUUUACCGGAUUUUUCCCUUCCUUUUUCGGCUGGAAAAGGAGGAGGGGUUUAACUACCCUCGUAUCAUUUUCCGGCUUUGCUUUAGUCCUGUUUCUAAAUAACAUCCUGGGCAGCAUUGAUCGUCAUCUUGUUGCUUGCCUCUCGAUUAUCUCGUGGCUGGCAGUGCCAUACCUACCACAACGACACGUGAUGCUUGAUGGUUUCCGUAAAUAUUUGUAUUAAAAUUUAAUUCCCAAACAAUGUGUCUAAAAAAGGAGGGUUUUCCACUCGGUUGCUACUGUGCGGUGGGUUGUAUCCGUUUUGCGGUAGUGUGCGAUUAUCCCUGAGGGGUCUGCUCGUGGACUGCUAUGUUUCAGCUGCCGACCUGGGCGCGCAAAGGACGAACGUGGAGGACUGGAAAAUGAAGACGUACAUCAGGAAUAGGGAUGUAACUGAUAGGUACGUUUUGAAACAGACAGGCAGAGGAUCAAAGAUGAGGAUUUGAUAAAAAGAUGUACCGAGGUGCGUGUCCCGAUUAGUGCAUACCGUGUAGUCAUCCGGUGAGCAUUCUUAUCGAGCACAACGCUUUAGAACGUGUGAUCGCCAGUGCAGAAUGUCCUCGGAGUGUGCAAGCAUGGCUCAGUCGAGGCAAAGUGAUUUUAGUAUCGAACAUAUUCUUACUAAAGCAGGUGAUAAGUACAACCGUAAGCGGAGGAGGAUAGAGGAAACAUUUUCCUGCUCGUCGAACACCUCGCAAAGUCAUAGUGAUAGUGAUGAACCCGGUGUGUCUGAGGAAGACGAACAGAUCGUUGUGGAUAGUUUAGACCGGGCGGACAGUGCCCACCAAGCGAGUUAUCUGCAGAACUGCAUGCCAAGCUUCGAUUGGUUGUACUAUACGCGGUACCGGCCGCCGAAGCUGCCACGACCCCAAAAACCCGGCCCUGUGAAACGCACCCCCGGUCGGCUACCCCGAGUCCCCUUCACACCGUCCCAGCUGGGUGCCUUAGAAGAGGCAUACAAAGUAUCUACCUACUUGAGCUCGGAAGAAGCAAAUCAGCUGGCCUUCAGUUUAGACUUGACCAAUACCCGUGUAAAGAUUUGGUUUCAAAAUCGUCGAGCACGGGAUAGGCGAGAAAAACGCGAAAACAUCCUGGAAACAUCGGCAGCAGUAGUUGAUCUCACCGCUCCUAGUGCUCAGGCAGCACUGAAUACAGUUGGCCAUUUUGCGUACUUUCGCUCCGCGCCACAAUCGACGGCGUUGAGUUCAUGUUCGCCGACCGAAAUAAGACGGGGAGAAACGAAGAGUCCUAAAAGCGAGCCAUGUUUGCAGUUCAAGUGAAUUAUUAGCCUGAGAUAAAUUGUGAUAUUUUAUGUAAAUAGUUGAUCUACAG
This is a messenger RNA of Topomyia yanbarensis, 1446 nucleotides long. RefSeq names its product homeobox protein MSX-1. Gene Ontology annotation, cellular component: nucleus. The record is from RefSeq and is a predicted model, not a curated record. Gene Ontology annotation, biological process: embryonic morphogenesis; regulation of transcription by RNA polymerase II. Bases 669 to 1394 code for a protein of 241 amino acids. Lineage: Eukaryota; Metazoa; Arthropoda; Insecta; Diptera; Culicidae. Gene Ontology annotation, molecular function: DNA-binding transcription factor activity, RNA polymerase II-specific; RNA polymerase II transcription regulatory region sequence-specific DNA binding. The transcript is spliced from 2 exons.